UAUACCCUGUUUCUAAUAUGUAUAUUGCCAAUGUCUUAACUGUAACCGGGUUCCUGCUUAGCCAAGCGGUUGCUCAUGGCCUGAUUACCCGUAUCAAGGGUGAUAACGGGGUGGUUAUGCCUGGUCUUACUGUCAUGGACGGAAUGCCGCGCGGCUGUCCAUCCGCCGCCUGCGGCGCGCAAGGGGACACCGCGAUUAUCCGGGACCAGGAGAUGGAUGGCAAUAAGGCCUCCCCACUCGGCCGGACUAAUACAGGCGGCCCUGUGAAUCCUGCUACUGUUAUCAACUCAUUCAUGGGAGCUGGUAACAGCAACAGUAAACGUGCUGCCUUCACUGAUCAACGUCGCCAGAUGAUCAAUGAUGCAGCUAGUAUUAUCACCAAUGCUGGUGGUGCCAUUCUCAAUGGUGCUCAGGACCUUGCCGACGCAACGCCAUUCGGAGGCGCCAUUAAGAAUGCACAAUCCGCAGUCGAUGAUGUCGCUGGUCUUGUUCCUGGAAUGGGGUCUGGAGCAAUGACCUCUAGUGAUUCCAAGGAGAAUGGGAAUCAACAAUACGCUGGACAUGGUUCCUCUAAGGGCCUUCCUACUCCCAAUGAGAACAGCAUCAUCACCAUGACCUAUCACCAGGUGAAUCAAGACGGUGCCGGUCCUUUAUUCGCCGACAUUGACGCCACGAGUGGUGGAACCGACCCAAGGGCCUUUAAAAGUGCCGAGGUUAUCAAGAAUGUUCCUGGAGUUGCUGGCUUCUCUACUUCAAGCACCAUGGACUAUGAUGUCCAAGUUAAGGUGCCUUCUGGCAUGAAAUGCAGGGGAACCGUUGGCGCCACUCGGAAUGUCUGCAUUGUCCGGGUUCGCAACAACGCCAUUUCGGGACCGUUUGGUGGCUCCGCUGCUUUCACUAACUAAUUAGGUGUGGAAGGGC
Molecule: messenger RNA, 921 nt
Organism: Aspergillus alliaceus
Lineage: Eukaryota; Fungi; Ascomycota; Eurotiomycetes; Eurotiales; Aspergillaceae
Product: DUF3129 domain-containing protein
Exons: 6
Coding region: 18-905 (295 amino acids)
Source: RefSeq, a predicted model, not a curated record